AUGCUGCGCAGUGAUGGUUAAGUGUUCCUGUGUAACGAUGUCCGGCAGUCGAUUGCUUUUUAAAUAAAUACCUGUGUACAGAUCCAAUCAUCUGAACAGAUUCUUCGACGAUUCGUCCCGUUUCGUUACUGUUUUUCUUUCUUCUUUUACUUUCCUCUUUUACUUUCUUCUUGUUUCUCUUCUUCUUUCUUUUACGCUUCAUCAACGACUUCGGCUUCAACGAUCGUUGUUGAAACAGUCAACAGGCCAAAAUUAAUCGAUAAUCCGAUAUUGCUUGCAGUUGAUCAUCGCUAGACAAAUUGUAAAAAUUCGACGACUCUUCUCUCACCUGACGAUGACGAGUCUCUAAAGGAUGUUUUACGAGCCUUUCAGCGAAGAACAUGCGACCGAUUGUUGAAGUAGACGUUGCGCUAACGCAAAUGGAAACGGAAACGAAAAAACGCAAAAAUUCAAACAGAAAUCUGUGAAAUACAACAUGUGUUCUUUCUCUCAUAUGCCUUUAAACAUUGUUACGGUUUCGCGUGUAAGCGCAGUCGCAUGUAAAGACACGUGGUAUUUUUUUUGUUUCAGAUUUCACGUACACGGGCGGGAAAGGGAUCGGCGAACGCAUGGAAUUGCUCGACGUGGCCGACGCUUACGUGAUAAGCACGCGGAUUAAUUUUGAAAGCGAAAGUACGAAAACGUACACGGGCAACCGCGUCAUAAUCAAAGAUGCUUGCGAGAAUGAAAACGAAGACGACGACGAGAGUGAGGGCAUCGAGUGUGCGGCAGCUGGCUUCAAAGAAGAUAAGCAACAAUAUAAAUAUUCUUGUACGAGGUGUUUGAAAAGUUACAAGAGAAAAGGUCAUCUGAUGGAGCAUCAGAAAAUAUUUUGUGGCAAGGACAAGCAGCAGUGUUGUCCAUAUUGUGUUUUUCGUACAUACAAGAAGUCGAAUUUGAAGAAGCACGUGAACUGAUCCUUUGGGAGGACUAUCAGGUAUUCGAGCCUACGACGGUAACCGAAGCAAGCGAGUUUCACUCGGAAAGUUGCUCGUACGAAGCUAAUUAUUUCGGGUCUGAUCGUAAAUCUGGCCGGAUAUUCAGAAACAAAAGCACGGAUCCCCUCGGUGGCAGAUAUAAGUGCUCGAAAUGUUCGAAAUCGUAUCGUUGGAAGCAUCAUUUGGUGGAACACGUGAAAGCGUCUUGUGGCCAAAAGAAGGCCGAAUGUUGCCCUUACUGUAGGCGAAGGUGUUACACCAGAAGAUCCAGUUCCUCUGGAAAGUUCGUGAGAUCUGAAAUUGAUAUUGAACGUGUCAAGUCAGCUAUUGAAGCGGUGGACAGCGGGUUGUCGUUGAGGAAAGCAGCGGAAAUGUUCUCUAUAUCCAAGUCUGUUCUUCAUCGUUACAGUAAACUGGGAAUUCUGGGUGUGAUGGCGAAAUAUAUGCGAAAUGGUCCGAAUUCAGUCGCGUACGCUGGGCUACCUUAACUGCCAGAAAGUCACCUAUCCGUGCAAGAACUGCGGCAAGGUAUACAAUUACUACUCCAGCCUGGCGAGACAUUUGAAGCAUGAAUGUGGCGUGGAACCAAAAUUCCACUGUCCCCUCUGCCCUUACAGAACGAAGCACAAAUCCAGCUUGAACACUCACUUGAAUGGCAGACAUAUGAAACUUUUGAGCGAAUUCUACACGAUGCCAAAUGGGAAUAAGUUAUCGUCCUCUAUGAACGCUGGAAAUUAA
This is a messenger RNA of Heterotrigona itama, 1715 nucleotides long. Lineage: Eukaryota; Metazoa; Arthropoda; Insecta; Hymenoptera; Apidae. The record is from the annotation of a GenBank genome assembly.